UAGUGGCCAUGCCGUUUGUUGAGAUAGACUUUUCGGAGCUGGAGUUUUUCGAGCGUCUGGGCAGCGGCGCCGCGGGCACCGUCUACCGCGCUCUCUGGAAGACGCAGGAGAAAGUGGUGGCAGUCAAGAAAUUACUGCAGUUGGAAGCUGAGGCCGAUGUUCUGAGCUCUCUCAGUCACCGGAACAUCGUCCAAUUUUUUGGGGCCGUCGUCCAGCCCCCCAAUUACUGCCUCGUCACAGGACACCGUGUUGAUCAGGACACCGUGUUGAUCAGGAAUGAACUAUCUCCACUACGAGGCCCCAGCCCUGUCAUCCACAGAGACCUCAAGUCAAGAAAUGUUGUGAUAGCUGCAGAUCUAACAGCAAAGGUCAUACAACAACUCCCUGUGAGCCCAGCCUGCGAUGUCUUCUCUUAUAGCAUUGUACUCUGGGAGCUCCUCACAAGAGAAGUGCCUUUCAAGGGGCUGGAGGGGCUUCAGGUGGCGUGGUUGGUAGUGGCAAAAGACGAGAGGUUGAUAAUUCCGAAAUCUUGCCCCCCUCUGUUUGCAGACCUAAUGCGGAAGUGCUGGCUGGCAGAACCUAAGGAUAGACUAAAUUUCAAGCAGAUCUUGGACCAGCUGCAGAACAUGUUGGAGAAUGAAAGUUUGGAGGAAGAGACAAAGUCUUUCCUGAAGCAGAAAGAUGAAUGGAAGAAGGAGAUAGAGGAGAAGUUGGAGACACUGAAAAACGUUCGCAGGGAGCUGUCUGACAAGGAGUUUCAGCUGCGGGAGAGAGAGAAGGAACUUGAUGCUCGGGAGAAACAACUCGUCUCCAAGAAAAGAAGUUCUCUCCAUGGCAACCAUGACGUAAAUGGCUGGACCGAGGAUGAUGCUGUUAAUUGGAUCCAGAGUCUGCCGGGACCGGAGCUGGCUGCAUAUUCAGAGGUGUUCCUCAAGAAUCAUAUCACAGGCCGUAGGUUGUUUCUGUUGACCGGAGAUGACUUGCUGCAGAUUGGAGUCCUCUCAGUAGGGCACAGGAAGGAACUUCUGGUCAGUCCGGUUUCACAAACCUGUUUUACUGCAGUGGAACUCCUCUCUGAGGAAACCCCUGAAAUGAGCACACCUCUCUAAUACGGACACCUUUUCUUUCCCCCAAGAACAGUUUCUCGCAUGCAAUUUAACCCCUGAAAUAAGGACACCUCACUAAUAUGGACACUUUCUUCUGUCUGAUUGGUGUCGCGAUAAUAUCGGAGCAUUACGACACACUGCAGGUUGCCAUAGAGAGUCUGAGACGAGAGAAUCACCGACUACUUCAUUUCCCGCCUAUUUUUCUCGGGAGUAAGAACUCGUCUAGGUCAAAGCUCCAAGAGUCCAACCAGGUCGUUUCCCUGGCGAUUAUCUUCAGCAUCCUGCAAAGACCGACGUCUGCUGUGAGCCAAGCAAAGAGAAAGGGAGGGGAACUGUUACAGUGUUUUGAGAUGACCUCAUACAUGCAUUAGUUGAGGAAUGAUUUUUUUUACUUUGAUGUUUGGUUGCUUGCUUCCGGGAUAAUUUUUUUAUGUCCUCUAGAUAAUCUAUGCAUGUCCCUAGAAAAUGUAUUACUUUAUGCAUGUCCCUAGAAAAUGCCGCAUGCUCUGAAAAUGUCGCAUUGUGUAUCUGGGAAUGGUCUGAACAGGCCUUGCUCCUUGUCUGAGCAACUGUCUUGUUGUCUGUGUGGUUGUGUGUACAUCUACAGCGGAGCAGAUGGAAGAUCAUGGUGGACGUGGAUGGUUCAUUAGCAGCUACCUCUGCUGUCAAGGAGAUUCAGUUGAUGUUGUCCAGCUCCAUUCCAGCUGACAUAGUGAGACUGUACCAACCCCCUUACGUCAUGGACGAGUGGAGGGAAGGACCAGUCAGUAGAACCAUCAACUGCGUUAUCUAUUACAAGGAUCACGUCAAAAAGCCGCAAGAGACCAGCUACAAGUUUGAGACGGGAGCAGUCACGUCCGAGAUCCAAGUCGACUUGGAAUUGGGGCGAUCACGGGAAGAGAGGACCCCUGUUGAUCAGGGACAGAGCAGUCAACCUUUGACCCCCAGCAUGUCGAGCUCUUCACUAUCGGGUGUGUGGGCGGCCAGAGCCGAUUAUCUCCCUCACCACCUGGAGCCGAGGGAGGUGGAGAGUUUUCUGUCGCCACGGCAACAACCAGGGGAAUUCCCCUCUCCCUCUCGCGACUCGAUCCCACUGGGGGAAAUUAGCCGACUCACUGCCGAGGAGGAAGAGGGAGAGGGAGAAUUCCUAGAGACUGCGUCCACAAUGACGGAGAAAGACAAGACGGAAUUAGAGAGGGGGAUCAGGGAGGCUCUAUUUAGAGGAGGGGAAACCCCUGGAUCAGGUCGACGACCCUACAAGGGACGCCCUCUUCGAGGGGCGUGGGCCACUGCGGGGCAAAGCGGAGCUUCCGUUGUCACAAAGACAGGGGAACCGAUGCCUGGGGGGAAUCUGACCCCCGUGAAAUUCAGCAUCUCCAGCCCGGGGUCGAGUUCUGGUCACGUGACCCCACAGAGGAGUGGCUCCAGGACGCCAAAUUCAAGAUACGAGCAAACGCCGCCUCAGAGAUCACGGGGUUCUAAUUGGAGCACACUGAGUCCACAGCGUGGCCAUGGAAACAGAGGUGCCUAUAGACAUUCUGAGAGUGGGCCGGAGCGAAGCUACGAGGCAGCAGACCAUCGGCAACAAUUCGUCCCUCGCCGUUCCUACAGUGAGCAAUACUCGUGGGGAACCGGCCAAUCAGAUCAUCCGAAUGAGUCACAUGACGACACUCACCAAUCUGAAAUUAAUAACUGGAAUGUCCACAUGCCUCGGAGUCGCCGUGGAAACAGCGAGAUGAGGGGGAGAGGGAGGGGUGAGAGGAAUAAUCAGGCAAGCAGGAGGGAAGGGGGAGAUGGGAGGGCGAGAGGUAGGGGAAGAGGUGAGAUUCAGUCGAGAAGAGGGGGAGGGGAGGGAAGAGGGAGAGAUCAGUACCAAAGGUCACAGAGUGACAUGACUGGUCGCAGACGACAUACCAGAGGAGCACCGGGAGGUCGCCAUAGAAACCCACCCUACACAGAACCAGCAGUCAAGGAGCAACCUUACAAAUAACAAACAUUUAGACGUGAAAUCUUUGCCAUUUCUUUCGCAUUUUUCAGGUUUAAAAACCUAGCAAUCUCUAAUCACCCACAGCAUUGUUUUAAAAUGUCAUGUAUUGUGACUCUGUGGUAUAAAAAUAGUGGUAUAAUUAUACAUUACGAGCAGCAGCCAAAGCGUCUGCGGUCGGCAGUCAUGUUGGCUACUACAGUCCAGACAUCCGUGUCGGUGUUAAACAUUUCCACGGAGCUGCAAUAACCCCCACUUCCCCUACCAUUGUGGCCUCCCAUUGCAAACAACUUGCGACCGAUGACUGCCAAACCAAGACCGCUGCGGGCCUCCGCCAUGUCGCCAAGGUCCGACCAUUUUUUGGUCGACGGAUCGUACGAUUCGGCGCUUCGCAGGCUCACAGCGUGAUCGCAUCCCCCGGCAACGUAGAGCCUUCCGUCGACAGCUGCAACACCAGCCAUGCAACGACGUGUUUUCAUCUCUUCCGUCAACCCCCAGAGACCAGUCUCGGGGUCGUACGCCUCGCAAGAUUGUAGGUCUGAAACUCCGUUGUAGCCACCGACAACAUACAUCCGUCCACCCAUCGAGCAAGCACACGCCAUGCUGCGAGGUACGACCAUGCUAGAGACGUAAGUCCACGUGUCUGUGUUAGGAUCAUACUGCUCCACGCUCUGCAGGCAGCUCGUCACCCCCCUGUACCCACCGAUGGCAUAGAAAUAUUCCCCCAGGGUUGCUGCGGCAACGCUACUCCGCCUCUCGUUCAUAUCCGAUAUCCGGGUCCAAAGGUCGCAUGUCGGAUCGUAUCGCUCGGCUAGUUUGAGAGGUUGGAUUCCAUCUGAUCCUCCAACUGCAUAGAGAUACCCGUUCAAAAUGGCCACGCCCACCCCUCUUCGGCACGUCGUCAUGGGUGCAAGUUUCUGCCAAGUGUUCUUGGCGGGGUCGAAAAGUUCGAUGCUGUCCACAGUGGUUCGGCCCGGACUGGUCUCGCCUCCGACGGCAUAUAUGAACAUGUUUCGUCCUACAGAGCGACGCGGUAUGUACUGGGCAAUGUUGAAAGCUUCAGAGUGUGGUUUCGGGGAUAUUGUACAAGUUUGGUGUAUUUUCGCUCCUUCGAUGUAGCUCGUGCACAGCGGAUUUGAGGAAAUGGAGUAAAUUUGUCCAAACUUCUCCUGUAGAGAUUUCCAUGGGACGAGGGGGAGCUUGAUCUGUUCCAGUGCUGUCAUGAAGACCUGACUCCGCCCCUUUUCGUCGUGUCGAAGCCAUUGCAAGACACAGUCCAACACCUCUUCCUCGCUGGACACCUGCAGAUCUUCGCACUUUACGAAAUCGAUCAAAAACUCAGGAGGUGUAGUCAAAAACUCCUCGCUAUGUACAACUUCUGCGAAAUUCUCAACGGCAAAGGUCCAGGCGUAGCGUUGGAGCUCAGAGCAUCCGUGAUGGUCGGCAAAUGCAGCAAUCCCGAGGCAGUUAUCGGCGCAUACCCUGGCUUUCAAAAAUUGGCAGCAAGCUUCAACGACAGCCGUAAGCUGGAGCAGGCUUGCCCCUGACAGAAGGUUUUGCACGUUCUUUUCCGUUAUUUCUAGCGAAGAAGAGUAGAUGAAGUCGACAAGAAGCCCGAGAGUUGGGCCGUCAAUUCCGUUCAGAUCGACGCUCCUCGCAGAGCUCUCACGAUGCUGAUUGGAGAACAUUGCGUUGAAGUAGGGACUUCCUGCGGCUAGGAUCACCUUGUGCGCUUGGAUCUGGCUGUCCUCCGCACGCAGGAAGAUGUCACACAGUCCGUUCCGUUCCCGAAGGGUGUGGACGGACGCCAGGAGCGUCCCUGCAUGGCUGACUGCGGUGAAGACGUAAGCAUCUCCACUCAGCAUCCGACUGUCUGAGCCACUGUCGUUUCCGUCUAACAGCCCCAUAGCGUCUCCUUUCAGCGAUCUAACUCCAACACGACAAAUAUGUACGACGUGAACGAGGAGACGGGUCUCAACAGGUCCACUGCAGACAGCUGUGCAGCUCAAGCAGAUUUGUAGCCAAGCACAGCCCCUGACGA
Molecule: messenger RNA, 5131 nt
Organism: Geodia barretti
Lineage: Eukaryota; Metazoa; Porifera; Demospongiae; Tetractinellida; Geodiidae
Source: the annotation of a GenBank genome assembly